Messenger RNA from Eutrema salsugineum, 888 nucleotides. RefSeq lists its product as uncharacterized. The transcript has 2 exons. The coding region runs from base 230 to 877 and encodes 215 amino acids. NCBI's taxonomy places the organism in Eukaryota, Viridiplantae, Streptophyta, Magnoliopsida, Brassicales, Brassicaceae. The record is from RefSeq and is a predicted model, not a curated record.
UCUUCUUCUCCUUCUUUUUUUCCUUUUUUUUUUGGUUUUUAAUCUCCUUCUACGUAUUUCCUUUAUCAUAUCCAUCAAACUAUCUUUAAGAUUAUUAUAAUACACAACACAACACAACACAUCAGAUGAAAAUGUAUUUCUGUUGAUCCUUAUAUUUAUGCGUAGAUAAUUAUAUAUAUCACCCGAAAGAAAGCAAGAUAAGGAAUCCUCCAAGUAGGAUUUUGUUUUGAUGGAGGAGAACCCGCAUCGAGUUUCACGUAGAAACAUUGGCGGGACCCACUUUCAAAACGACGCCGUCGACGAAGAAAACCGUCGCCAACGGCAAUACAACCACCAAACUCACGUCGACGAAGUCAAAUGCUCAAGCAAGAGAUGCCGGUCGUGGGCUGCGGCGGCGAUUGCUGACUGUGUAGCACUUUGUUGCUGUCCAUGUGCGAUCAUAAACCUUCUUACCCUCACUUUAGUCAAAGUCCCGUGGAUGAUCGGACGGCGAUGUCUCGGCGGCGGCGGCCGGAAUACGAAGAAGAAGAAGCGGAGGUUACUUCACCGGAGGAGACAACGCCGCGGGAAAAUUAACGGCGAAGAUGAGUUUCACGAUCAUAGUAAUCAUCACCGCCGGUUUGAGACGGCCGAUAAUGAUGAGAAAUGCGGCGGUGGUGGAGGAUGUUGCGGCGGCGGAGAUUAUGAUGAUCACCGGUUUGUGGUGGAGAGAGAUGGGAGUUUAACGAAAGAGGAGGAUGAGGAGAAAACGACGUCGUUAAGAGGAGAUGAUGAGUCGAGAAUAAGUGCAAGAGUUGAAGCGGAGAGAGUGUGGUUAGAGUUGUAUCAGAUUGGUCAUCUUGGAUUUGGUAGAGUCUCCUUCACUGGGAUUCAAUGAUUGAUCAAUAA